Jatropha curcas is the source of this 1782-nucleotide messenger RNA. Lineage: Eukaryota; Viridiplantae; Streptophyta; Magnoliopsida; Malpighiales; Euphorbiaceae. The record is from RefSeq and is a predicted model, not a curated record.
GCUUACUUUUCCAUCCAUCUAGUUCUAAAAAUGACUAGUAUUGACAUGAAGUAGAGUUAUAGCACAUCAAAUUAUAGCGUAAUUAAGGUAGAACUGAAGAAGCCUUGAUUAAAAGAUCCAGAAUCUUGCAGCAGGCCAUUUUUGUUUAUCUUUUCACAUGUUAAGUAGAGUGACCAAAAAACUGCGCCAGCUCUGCUCAAGAAUAAGGUGGCUGAUAUGGAAACGUCCAAAGCCAAAAGUUAUUAUAAGAAGGUUUGGAAAAACCACGAAAGACCGAUGCAAAUGGAGACCUGGAAUCCAUAAAUCUUCUUCUGUUUAUCGAAAUGGCGAACUUGAUCAGUCUUCUUCUGAUUGUGAAAGACCAAUUCGAAUUGCCACAUUCAAUGUUGCCAUGUUCUCUCUUGCACCUGCAGUUCCAAAGACUGAGGAAGCAGUCAUUCUGGGGCAAGAACAUGAAGAAUUUAUGAUGUUUAAGAACUCAAUGGAGAUGGAUGCUAAGGUCAAGUCUUUGAACUGUCAUCCCAAGAGUAUACUAAAGCAGUCUCCUUUGCAUACCAGCCUGCAGACAAGUCCAGAGCAGCUACCGCAGCAAAAAAAAGUUUCGAUUAACCUUCCUCAUAAUGAGAUUUCAUUAGCACAGAGUAAAUUACUUAGCUUUAUAGAAGAUGAAAAAGUGGAAUCAUCAAAUAUUAUUGCCAGCAGAAAUUACAGAAGCAGUGUUGUGUUGAGGUCUCCUGUGUGUUUGCCUGCAAAUUUUUUAACUCAAUUUACAGGUGAAGAGAAGUCGAAAAACAGCAGAAGCAUAUUGGAAGUGCUUAAAGAAGUAGAUGCUGAUAUUUUGGCCCUGCAAGAUGUUAAGGCACAGGAAGAGAAAGGCAUGAGGCCUUUAUCUGAUUUGGCCGCUUUAUUGGGAAUGAAAUAUGUGUUUGCUGAAAGCUGGGCACCAGAAUAUGGAAAUGCAAUUUUAUCAAAGUGGCCAAUUAAGAGAUGGAAAGUUCAAAAAAUUGCCAAUGAUGAAGAUUUCAGGAAUGUACUGAAGGCUACAAUUAAUGUUCCCUGGGCAGGAGAAUUAGACUUCUAUUGUACACAGCUUGACCAUUUAGAUGAAAAUUGGAGAAUGAAGCAGAUAAAUUCAAUAAUGCAAACAAGCAACUCUCCUCACAUAUUAGCAGGAGGUAUUAACUCUUUGACAGGAUCAGAUUACUCUCCAGAGAGAUGGAUGGACAUUGUCAAGUACUAUGAGGACAUUGGAAAGCCAAGGCCAAAAAUCGAAGUAACCAACUUUCUAAAAGGAAAAGAGUACAUAGAUGCAAAGGAUUUUGCAGGGGAAUGUGAACCAGUAGUCAUGAUUGCCAAAGGCCAAAUAGAUGUUCAAGGAACGUGCAAGUAUGGCACAAGAGUAGAUUACGUUUUGGCAUCAGCAGACUUGUCGUAUAAAUUUGUUCCAGGAUCUUAUUCUGUCGUUUCAUCAAAAGGCACCUCUGAUCAUCAUAUAGUUAAAGCUGAGAUCGUAAAAGUAAGUGAAGGUUAUCAAAGGAAUGCAAUUAGAAAAAUCCAGAAAGCAAAGCAGAAAGUUGUUAGGAUAACAAAUCCUUGGCCUUGUAAAGCUAUAUGGAAGUUAAACACCUGAAAGCUUCUUCUUAGAUAAACAUUAUAUUUAAUUAUUACUGUCUCUAAUGAAAAUGGUUUAUCGUUAAAUGCAUUAAUUUGUAAAUUACAAUAUUUUUGACAUGAGAAAGUGUGUCAGAUAGAGAUUAAUAUGUGAUAAAGGUUCAUAUUGCU